Messenger RNA from Oncorhynchus mykiss (rainbow trout), 3770 nucleotides. It is a transcript of the gene stx3a, whose product is annotated as syntaxin 3a. The record is from RefSeq and is a predicted model, not a curated record. Gene Ontology annotation, cellular component: plasma membrane; SNARE complex; postsynapse. NCBI's taxonomy places the organism in Eukaryota, Metazoa, Chordata, Actinopteri, Salmoniformes, Salmonidae. Gene Ontology annotation, molecular function: SNARE binding; SNAP receptor activity. Gene Ontology annotation, biological process: exocytic insertion of neurotransmitter receptor to postsynaptic membrane; vesicle fusion; intracellular protein transport.
UAGUGUCCAGUGGGUGUACUUGUAUUGAACUCUUCAUCAAAAGCCUCACGCUACAGUAGAUCGGCUCAUGCCGUUCUGGCUUGGACAAGGCUACUUAUAUGGCUCAAUACUCUCUAAAAGGCAUUAAUAAUGGAUAAAACUCACUUUUUUCAUUUUAUCUCUCAAUGGAAUGAUAAGCAGUGCAACCAAACCAAUGACUUUCUGUGUGCCUUCAAACCUGACGAAAGAGAGGAAAUGAAUGAAGGAGGAGAAGAAGAGGGGGUGGUGGAAAAGGGGAGUGAGAGGUUUAUCAUUUAGAGUAGAUGACAGAUGAGCAGUCAAGUGAGCCCAAAGUACGAUUUAAGGAAGCAACUGAUAGUGUUAGAAACUUCUAGACACAUUGCAUUUGAGAAUACUAUCUAGACCUAUUGUCAGAAAACAGUGUGACCUAAUGUAUUUUCAGGAGGAAUGGUGUCGAUAAAAAAAUGCUGCUUCACGUGUUUGUACUAUGAAACAUUAUGCAUUUUUUUGAUUAGCAAAUAAAAAAAGGAAUACGAAAAAAUAUCUUCAGAAAUCAAUAAUCAUUGCAUCACUUUAUUUUGUUGACCUGGCCUUAUUUAGCAUAUUUAGAAAGCAGAUGGGGGUCAAGAAAUAACAAUUCAAAUACAGCCUCUUCUUAUUUAUAGAUGGACAACCCACUAGGUGGACUUUACAUAUUUAGAAGUAAACCUAUUACCUUUCCAUUCGGUGCCCUGUUUGGGUAGUGUGCCCAAAACAGAGAUCGUGCGUGAUAUUUACUUUGCAUGCGUUUUUACGCAUGCCAUUGAUCAGAGAGAGAGAGAUUAAUCGCCCUCUGCACAACUGUUGCUCUAAUCCUCCUUGAGAGGAUAGGCUUAGUAAAACUACAGGUUGGAGACGCUGCUGCAGCCAUAUUGAACAGACAUUUUGUAAAAAAAGAUAGUUCUUUUUUAAUUUGAUGACCAUAUUCUAAUGAGCAUUUACCCUACUAAAUAUUUUUACAAUUAACUUUGAAAUUUAUUUUCGGGCAAGGCAACUGGAUGAAUCAGUAGGCUAAUAAAUUGUAAUUUUCUAAUUUGGUAACCUUUUAAUUAGUGGUUGUAGAUUAGAAUUACGCUUUUUGAUAGUUUAGAGAUUGUGACAGUGACAACACAGUUUUGAAGAUGAAAGACCGAUUGGAACAGUUGAAGGCGAAAAGUGAUGUGGCUGCGGAUGAUGUGGAGAUUCCAGUGGAGAACCAAGCCUUUAUGGAUGACUUCUUCGCCCAGAUUGAGGAGAUUCGCAGCAGCAUUGACAAGAUAGAUGAGAGUGUGGCGCAAGCAAAGAAGCUGUACUCGACCAUCCUCUCCGCCCCUACGCCAGAGCAGAAGACGCAGGAUGAUUUGGAGGCAGUCACCAACGACAUCAAGAAAGCAGCCGGCACCGCUCGCAACAAACUAAAGAGUAUCGAGAAGCAACUUGAGACAAACACAGAGGAACGGUCGUCAGCAGACACGAGGAUCCGGAAGUCCCAGCAUGCCAUCCUGGCCAAGAAGUUUGUGGAGGUGAUGACCAAGUACAACGAGGCUCAGACAGAUUUUAGAGACAAGAGCAAAGGCCGCAUUGCCCGGCAGCUGGAGAUCACGGGAAAAACAACGACCGACGAGGAGCUGGAGGAGAUGUUGGAAGGAGGGAACGCAGCCGUCUUCACCGCAGGGAUCAUGGAGUCGGGUAUAUCGAAGCAGGCGUUGAAUGAGAUCGAAGCGCGGCAUAAAGAUAUUGUGAGGCUGGAGAGCAGCAUCAAAGAGCUUCAUGACAUGUUUGUGGACAUUGCUAUGCUGGUGGAGAACCAGGGCGGUAUGAUUGACAAGAUUGAGAGCAACAUGGACCAAUCGGUGGGCUUCGUAGAGCGGGCUGUUGCCGACACCAAGAAAGCAGCCAAAUUUCAGCAGGAGGCCCGUAGGAAGCAGAUGAUGAUCAUGUGCUGCUGUGUCAUUCUCUGUGUCAUCGGAGGGUCCUUCCUCUACAGCUUUAUCAAAUAGGAAAUACCGUCUGGGGGAAAACUUGUUGUGAAACAGAGGUGUUCAAAACUCCAAACUUAAACUUUUAAAUCAUGUAUUGAUCCAGAAGGAUGUUACCCUGGUCACAGAUCUCUUUGUACUCUUGUAAACGCCAUUCAUGUCCCUGUCAAGUUUGAUCAGGGCCUGGCUUUAUAAAGCCUUUCAGAGUAUGAUUACAGAUCUGGGAUCAGUUGAACCUUUUAGAUCACAAUGAAUAAGAUUACAUGGACAGGCGGGGCAGGAUCCUAGAUGAGCACUCCUACUCUGAGAUGCUUUAUGAAUACGGAACCAGAUUAGAUAACGUUAGAUCCAGGUUAUUCUUAGGUUGUGUCCCACAUGGCACCCUAUUCCCCUUGUAGUAUAUAGGAAAUAGGGUGCCAUUUGGGAUGUAGACUUAGGCUGUAUUAUUGUCCUCUUAACGUGAUAAUCACUUAUGACUCUGGCCUCAGGGGAAGUUGAAGAGGAGUGUCCCAGAUUACCCCCAGUUUAACCUGGGUGGAUGGAUCAACAGUGGUCACUCUGUCAAGAGAUGCAUACAGAGCUACUCAGAGGAGACACACUUCAGUCUUGCUUAAGGCCUUCCACCCUUUCGUCUUCUCUCUCUCUCUUUCUUUUCGUCUCUUUCUCUGUCUUUCUCUCUCUCUCUCACACACACACACACACUCUCUCUCUCCCUCUUUUCCCCUCUCUCUCUCUCUCUCUCGUUCCUCUUUUCAGGCAUGCUUCUACCCACAGCUCCUUUUCCCACUUCAAGGAUUUGUGUCAAUUAGCUUUGGUAGUGUGGCUCCUUAAUAAUCUAAGCCAAGACAGGUCAACGAUAACACUGUGUAAUCAUGUCAAGUAACCUAAAGAUAUUGGUAAAUAAAUGUAUAUGAUAAAACGAUGAUUCACUGCCCUAUUGUCAGCUAGUAAUCAAAAUGACCCCAAAAUGGCACGUUUUUAUGUUAUUAUUGUGUGUUGAAGUUACUGCUUAAUAUUGCACUCAUGUCAUUUUUAUCCUACAUGUGUGUCAAUGCAUGUACCACCAGGGAUCAUGCCUGUGUCAUAAAACUGUCACCUGCACUCUCUCUACAAAUGAUGUGUAUAAACCCUGUAUUGAAGCCAACGUGCAGCCAUCUUGGUAAUCCUCCUCAAUGGUUAAAAGAUUUUGGAAGCUAUAGAAAUGCAUUUGUUAAUGUCUACAUUCGGUUUGACACGUUUAUUCUAUUAGACGCUUAAAUGCAUACUUUUAAAUUCUAUUAUGUGGCCUAAACAUUUUUUUUUUUAAAUGGGGAGAGUACUAACGUUACUGUCCCCACUACAAAAAAAAUACUUAAAUAAUAUGUAAUUUUAUCUUUGAAAUACUAUGGAGGACUACUCCUUCUAGGGAGUGCCAAUAUGGCCGACCGGUGGCCAAUACAUAGCAUCAGCAGUCCAGGGUUUACUUAUAUAAGCCAUUGCUCUCUACCCCCUCUAAUAAUAGAUAGGAUAGUAUUUUUGUUGUGAUCCAAGCAAGCAGUAUCAAGUGAAUAGCCAAUAUGUCUGUGUCUGUUUGUGUCUUCAGUCACAUACAUUUGUAGUGAUUUUGUAGGCAUUUAUAUGGAAAAUGUUAUCUGAACAAAAUGUAAGGUCAGGUUUCAGUUUUUUGUAGCUUUUCCCGUCUGUUGACAAAUAAUACAAAUAAAAAAGAAUGGCCAUUUGCCAAGUGUUUUUAUUUGUAAGUUUUCAUUAUUCAACUACUUUAAACUGUUUUGA